GCGGUCUUUUGCAAGCUCAAUACAAAUGUCUUUAUUUUUGCCUGGGUGUGUUUUAUGCAGUUUUUUCAAGUUCCGUUAGCAGGAAACAGAAAGCGACCCAUAGAGGCAGAGUCAUUCAGGCGCGUUGUCUGUUUCACCACUGUGAUAAAACUUCCUUUUGGUAGAGUUAACGGAAAGGAAUUGAAGCCUUUAGAGCCUGAAGAUAACUUUUUUGUGUGUGUGGAACAAUAGUUUUUGGACUCAUUCGUAUUAAGUUUAUGGGCAGAAGGCUUUAAUCUGUACUACAAGCUAAGAAAUAAGAAAAAAAAAACAGUAACGAAAUUCAAGUAGAUACUUAUCGCACUUGAGCUCAACGCAAAGAAAAGAUGCCCAAAACGCUCAGUGUACGAGUGACCACCAUGGAUGCAGAGCUGGAAUUUGCCAUCCAACCAAACACCACUGGCAAACAACUUUUUGACCAGGUCGUGAAGACAAUUGGACUUAGGGAAGUCUGGUUCUUUGGGCUGCAGUACCAGGACACAAAGAACUGUACAACCUGGUUAAAACUCAACAAAAAGGUGACUGCACAAGAUGUACGCAAGGAAAGCCCUUUGCUGUUCAAGUUUCGAGCCAAAUUUUAUCCGGAAGAUGUGCCUGAAGAGCUUAUACAGGAAAUCACCCAGCGGCUAUUUUUCCUACAGGUCAAAGAAGGAAUUCUGAAUGAUGAUAUCUACUGUCCUCCAGAAACGGCUGUGUUGCUGGCCUCUUAUGCAGUUCAGGCAAAACACGGAGAUUAUAACAAAGAUAUGCACAAGUCUGGCUAUCUGCUCAGUGAAAAACUGUUACCACAGAGAGUCUUGGAGCAACAUAAGCUCACCAAAGAGCAGUGGGAAGAAAGGAUUCAAGUCUGGCAUGAAGAACACAGAGGCAUGCUCAGAGAAGAUGCCAUGAUGGAGUACCUGAAGAUUUCUCAAGAUCUGGAAAUGUAUGGAGUGAAUUACUUCAACAUAAAAAACAAGAAAGGUUCUGAGCUGUACUUGGGUGUGGAUGCUCUUGGACUAAACAUCUAUGAACAUGAUGACAGGUUAACUCCCAAGAUUGGUUUCCCUUGGAGUGAAAUCAGAAACAUAUCAUUCAAUGAUAAGAAAUUUGUUAUUAAACCAAUCGACAAGAAGGCACCGGAUUUCAUAUUUUAUGCUCCACGUCUGCGUAUUAACAAGCGGAUCCUUGCUCUCUGCAUGGGAAACCAUGAGCUCUACAUGCGCAGGCGUAAGCCAGACACUAUAGAAGUGCAGCAGAUGAAGGCUCAAGCCCGGGAAGAAAAACACCAAAAACAGAUGGAGAGGGCUUUGCUGGAAAAUGAAAAGAAGAAACGAGAGAUUGCAGAGAAAGAAAAGGAGAAAAUUGAGCGUGAAAAGGAAGAGCUUAUGGAAAGGCUUCGUCAAAUAGAAGAGCAAACAAGAAAGGCUCAGCUAGAUUUGGAAGAACAGACACAGCGUGCAAUAGAACUUGAACGGGAAAGAAGACAAGCCCAGGAAGAGGCUGAAAGACUUGAAAGAGAACGGCAGGCUGCUGAGGAGGCCAAAGCCACCCUUCUGAAGCAUUCAGAAGAUCAGCAGAAGAGUCAGGAGCAACUGGCUGCUGAAUUAGCAGAAUUGAGCUUGGCAAUUAAUCAUUUGGAAGAAUCUAAGAAAAAGAAAGAGGACGAGGCUGCUGAAUGGCAGGAGAAGGCUAAGCUAGUUUCAGAAGACCUGGAGAAGACCAAAGAGGAGCUGAAGGCAGCUAUGGUCAAUGUGCAUGUAGCAGAACCUGUACAUGCUGAGAAUGAACAUGAUGAGGAGGAUGAGAACAGUGCUGAAGCCAGUGCUGAACUGAAGUCUGAGGCUUUUAUUAAGGAUCGUAGUGAGGAAGAACGAUUGACAGAAGCAGAGAAAAAUGAGAGAGUACAACAUCAUCUACAGACACUGAGUUCUGAGUUAGCAAAUGCAAGGGAUGAAACAAAGAAGACACAGAAUGAUAUGUUACAUGCUGAAAAUGUGAAAGCAGGCCGUGAUAAGUACAAGACCUUGCGUCAGAUCCGGCAAGGCAACACCAAGCAACGUAUUGAUGAAUUUGAAUCUAUGUGAUCUAUGACACCACACAAUUACACACACCCCUAUGCCAGUGGUAUACUGGAACCAUUAUGGAGUAGUGACUGUGGUUUUGUUCUGUUGCCCUCUAUGUACUGCAGCUCCACACAACAGAGAUGUAGAUGGUUUUUAUAUGUAUAUUUAAUGUUCUGCAUUAUUAAAAGGCUUAAUUUUGGGAUUCAUUUGUGUAACACCUGCUUCAUCUUCCAUAUCGCAUACUCCCUUAAAACCAGAGCGAAGCUCCAUUAUGGCAGUCAAGCUACAGUUGGAUUGAUAUUGAGCAGUAGAGCACAAAAUGGAUAUUCAUUUGUUCAGUUAAUUACUGGGCUGCCAGUAUGUGUAUUUAUGAUUUAAAAUAAAAAUAGAAAAGUAUAUUGUAUAAAUAUUUUAAAUACAAGCAGUGUUGGCGUUUGUACAGAAUUGCUUUCUGUAGCGAUACGUUUGCCUUCAUCAUUGAUGUAAAGGUGUAAAAGACAUCUGUCAGGUUACAGAAUUUUAGUAAAUGGUGACUGCAGAUUUCUGUACAUGCAUAGCAAACUGGGGAGUUUAUACCGCUUUCCUUUUAUGUCAUGUCAGCUCUAAAUUUUUUUUAUUUUGAUGCAUUUAUGCUUCAGAAAAAAAUUGUGGCAAAGUAUGGGUUGUCAGGGUUGUUUGCAGCCUUGAGAUGCAUAGCAAAAAAUGAGUGUUCUCCAGGAGUUUUCAUCAUCUGCUAGAUUAUUGAGGAAAAAAGGUUUAUACUGGGGCAGAUUGUCUAGUCCCCUGUUUGCUUACAGCAAAAGCUAUGCUGGUUUGCAUUUAUAGUAUUAGUCACUGUGGAAAUGUAUUCUUUUAGCACAUUGCUGUUAUCCUCUGGUUUCAGGAAGCCAGGUGGGUAUGGCUACCAGCAAGAGAUAACAUUGUGAUGUUGAGCAGGGCUUAUGUCAUGUGUAGAAAAAUGCCAUGCACCUUAGACAUGAAAAGCUGAAGUGGUCUGAGGAUUUUGAAUGUGCAUGAACUAGCAAUAACUUUGCUUUAGCCAUAUGCAUAACAGGCUUCAUUUAUCACUGUGUAAUGUGGUAAGGAUCCUGCUGUGGUGUAAGCUUAUUACAGUGUAACACGUUUAUAAAAGGGUUAUAUAUAUCUGCAGUUUUAUAGUUAUCCAUAUCUGAUUAUUGAAUACGGUGCAGUAAAAAGUCCUGUAGUUUAUAAAGUCUCCCUGAUUGUGUGACAAACCUCCAAAACUGCAUUUGUUGCUGUUUCCAUGUCAUCAGCUGCAAUAUAUGUUCCAGCACCUCUGAUAUUGCUUUUUUACACUUUCUCCAAAGCUGCUAUUACAGGAUGCAUUGUGUUCCCUGCAUCAUUAGUUAGAUCUAUGCAAACAUUUUACUGAUGCGUUUCCCAAAUAAUGGUCUCAGGGCUUUGAUUCAUUUUCCUUAAACAUCUAAAACAGAUUGCACUCCUUUUUAAUUUAAGGUAGAGUUGUUAAACCAGAAACAUUUAUUUGGGAGCUCUGUUAAUGGCCUAGUGAUGUUCACAGUUGCCCAUCAGUUACAAAUGAUUCUUCUUAUUCUCCCCUUACACUAGGAGAAAAUUGUGGAGCGUCACUUCUGAUAUUUGUGCAUGUUUAUUGCCAAAGCUCCAAUUCUGCUGGGGUAUGUAGUAUUGCCUUAAUGUUAUAUGAGAGACUUUAGAGUAAUGGUGUCCAGCAAGUGGCCUUAAGGCCAUAGUCUGGCCCACCAAACAUUUUACUUGUCCCUCUGUAUGUCCUGCAGCAAACUAUUAUGAAUGGAUAAGAUGCAUGUUGGACAUGGUAAGGUACCCCCAACCUUGCCAGGUUUGGCAAGUGGCCUCUGAGUAAAAGUUUGGACAGCCAUGCUUUAGAGGGACCAUUGGCAUUACAAAAAGCAAUGAGGACAUUUUCUUGCUGUACCAUUAUCACUAGUUUGGAACUUGCUGUGUAGACUUUACACAACUUCUCUAAUGUUCUACCACUGAAAACUGUUGUUCCAUUGUUUUGCUUCAUCUUAUGAAUGUAAUCAUUGCAGAAACAUUUAUACAUACAUUUAACCGCAAAUAUUGUGCAACAUGUUUUCAGACCGAUUCCUGAUAUACUAAAGAUUCAUCAUUUCUCGCUGCAGUUUUGAAAUUUUGUUUAAAAACAGUUGCACAGAUUUAUUUGGUAAACUUGUUAAGCUGCAUCCAAGAAAUUAGCACCUUGUCUUCACAGUAAUCCAGUUAACUGUUUUAGUUUUCAGAUAUAUUUACCUUGCAUGGCUCCCAGUCCAAUGGCCAGUUUUCACUUGUUUCCUUUCAUGUGUUUUCUAAUUGGUAGAAAGUGAGGCAGGAACUGAUCCUGCCAGUUGCUAGUAAUUGUACAUCUAAAAUCUGGGUGCAUUGCUUUUUUUUCCACUUUCAGCUUGUUAGUAAUGCUGCUGUUUCUAAACUUGUUCUUUGUUUCACUUGUACUUUAAUAUUUCUACAUGUGUGUGUAUAUAAUUGUGUGUGAUUAGUGCUCUUGAAAUGUGCUGUUAUUUAGUCAUUCAACUGAUUCUGCAUUUGUGUUUAUGGGCCAAAAAUGCUUCAGAAGCUUUUAUUUUGCUCUGUUCUUAAUAGGCAAAGACAGUUAUUGAAGUUAGACUUUGUCUUCCUUUUAUACAUUUGAUCCAUAAUGUAAACUGAGCAACAUGUGGUGCCAGAUACAUUUUUGCAAGUUUUUUUUACUGGCAACAUUUGCAUACAUAUGAGGAUUGAGACAGCAGCAUUCCCAGAUUUUUUUUUUUUACCAUGCCCUAGUUAAUGUGCCAUGUCACAUGUAUUGCUGAGUGCUCCUUUAGUGAUAUUGUAAGACAUUUUCCACAGUGAAGUUGUAAUUAUGGCGAUUCCACAGGUGCCAGAGCGAUUUCAAGUAGCAGCCCCCAGCAUUGAUACAAGCCCAUAGAGUACCAAGAUGUCCUUUUUUUUUCCCUUGGUCUGUCACCUUAAUGUCCAUCUUCAGGUCUCAAGACUCUUGAAUCAUAACUGCAUAAUAUCCAGGGAAGUUGCAGUUGAACACAAAGUUGGAAAGUAGGUUUCCGUGCUUGAAAACACAUUGGUGAGAAGCCAUUAUGUACAGUGAGCACUCAGAUUCAUGUGCAUGGUAUCCGGUUUCCUUUUCUUCACUGACAGAUGCAUUUUUCUGCCAAAUUUGUCAUCAUACGUUAGAUAUGGUUUGGUGCUGUGGGGAUGCUCCUGAGGGAGGAAUGAUUUCAUUUUGUCAUAGCUCCAGUGAAAAUAAUAAAUGUGGAUUGAUGAUAAAGCAGAGGAUUUCAAGCCCCUGUCUUUAGGUGUGCCAAAUUCAAAAUAGUCACCCUUGAAACUGUUUCCCUUUUUGGUAUGCCUACUUUGCUAAUGCCACUUUGCUCAUAGUUUUUAAAAACAAAAGUUUUUGUGGUUUGUCUGAGAAUUUCACACUAGUAGUACAGAUCGCAGCCUGUGAACUUACUCCAUGAAUAAAUUGAAGGCUGUGAUAGUACCCCAGCAACUAAAAAAGUCUUCAUUUGUUACUGUACUUCAUUAUUGUCAGUUCCCUUUCAGGUCAGUUACAGCCAUUAAAUUCAUCAAACUUUUAGGUAUUUUCAUCACCUUGGAACAACAUUUUGGUCCCACUUACAGGUCAUCUAGUGUUUAGGGACGGUUUAUACACCCACUGCUGUAAGGCCUUUCUACUAGGGUAAUUUUUCCAUGGAAGGCAAGGUCUAUCAACUUCCAGCUUUCAUACUCCACUAUCUGCUGGACUAUACUGCGCUGGUGAGGAAUUAUGGUUUUUUAGUGGAUGUCUACAAUGCAGGACACUCGUUUUGUGCGACUUGUCUUCUGUCAAAUCUGUGUUCAUGGCAUUUUUAAUGUUUGAGAUGGAAGCAGACCAUCAGGUGAAGUUGCUGCUGAGUAUAUAAAGUUGUGUUCGGCUAUAGUAAAAGGGAUUGUGUAAUGGCAGAUUAAACUUAGCAGGGUUCAACAUGGUCCUCACCCCUGUCUUUGAAAAUACCGUUUUCAUAUUGUUUUAGUCCUAAUCUGCUGUGUGAGGUCUUUGAUGAUUAACCGUAAAGUUUGUUAGCCUUUAUUGCAGUGCAAUAGGCACAAACAACAUUUGGAAAUAAAAGUAUGCUCAGUCUUGUAUUUUCAAACUAGUGUUAGGCAUUUAUCAUUCGUGGAUAUUCAGACAAAUUUUUUUAUUCCAAGCAUUGGAUUGUUUUGCUUUUUCUGACCAGUAUUAUGCGAUUCGUAUAUCUAAUAUGUUGACUCCUUGUCAGUUGUGCACAACUUGGUAGUAGUUGAAAUUCUUUUGAUAACAAAUGAACAGAAUUUUUGUAUUGUAAUCAAUUUUUUCUGACAAAAUUAAGGGGCUUACAGUAUUAAGAUUAUUCUACAUGUUUGAGAUUUGUUCAUGAAAUGUAUAUGAUCUGAGUGUUCUGUUUCCAUUGUCCUGGAAAGUAAAUUUUCAGUGUUUUGAUACUAACAUUGCUGCCAAGCUACUGGCAAGGAUUGUUUACCUAUUUUGGCUGUAUAUAAAAAAAAGACAAAAAAAAACAAAUCUAGAACUUGACACCCUUGUUUGUACCCCCAUAUUUUGGCAUUGUCUAUAAAUGCUUCCAGUGUUAAAACAUGUAGCUGUUUAAGCUAUUGGUAUCUGUACAUGUUUUUUUUUUUUUUUCAGUGCCAAUAAAAUGUAUUGAAAUUUGAA
This is a messenger RNA of Protopterus annectens (West African lungfish), 6807 nucleotides long. RefSeq names its product moesin (gene MSN). The record is from RefSeq and is a predicted model, not a curated record. The transcript is spliced from 13 exons. Gene Ontology annotation, molecular function: cell adhesion molecule binding; actin binding. NCBI's taxonomy places the organism in Eukaryota, Metazoa, Chordata, Ceratodontiformes, Protopteridae. Gene Ontology annotation, cellular component: filopodium; microvillus; plasma membrane. Bases 366 to 2105 code for a protein of 579 amino acids. Gene Ontology annotation, biological process: regulation of organelle assembly; positive regulation of protein localization to early endosome; regulation of cell shape.